Sander lucioperca (pikeperch) is the source of this 6754-nucleotide messenger RNA. Its product is annotated as synaptopodin. The record is from RefSeq and is a predicted model, not a curated record. Gene Ontology annotation, cellular component: nucleus; actin cytoskeleton; Z disc. Gene Ontology annotation, molecular function: actin binding. The transcript is spliced from 4 exons. The coding region runs from base 1319 to 4768 and encodes 1149 amino acids. Gene Ontology annotation, biological process: positive regulation of actin filament bundle assembly. Lineage: Eukaryota; Metazoa; Chordata; Actinopteri; Perciformes; Percidae.
AGAGAGAGAGGGAGAGAGGAGAGGUAAAAGGGGGAGUUGUGUGUGCAGAGUUGUAGGAACUGAAAAGGGGCAGUACACACACUCGCUGCCUCACACAGCCAGACCCACCGGAGUACAGGUGGUUCUGGACAGAAAAUGGACACGGAGAGGAAUUAAUCAAUCAUCUACAGCUGAAGUUUGGUCCGCCAAACUAAAACUGUUUUUUUACAGACUGGGGGAACAAUCAGAACCCAGACAUCAAAUCAUUCCUACAAGGAGCAAAACAAACAAACUGACAAUCUGAUUGGUGGCGCUGCCAACUGCAGAAUUACUUUAUUCAUGAUGAAUUCUUGUUGUAGUGUGCCGAUGCAUUUCAGUAUUAAUCAAAACUACCACCAGAAGAAAUGAGAACUUUCCUUCUCAAUUGUGGUUUUGUGAAUAAACAAAAGAACAAAAUUGAUUAUCCUUCCUUAAGAGGCUGUGUCUGGCUUUAAUGUAUAAGAAAUAACACAGAACACCAGAGUAAAGCAACUUUAUUUGAAUAUAUUGGAGCUCUGAAUACAAAACAGUCUCUGGAAUGACCUUUCCAGAGUGCAAUGUUAUUCCUCACAUGCACCUAACAGCAGGAAGCUGCCAUAUACACAGUUUCCCUUCACGUCACUGAAGAGUUAUGAUCUCCAAGAUAAAGGGCUGAUCCUUUUCUCCGAAAGAAAAAUAAUCUGUGGGCUGGAGAUUGGGACACAGACGAAAAGCAUGUUUUGGUGACCAAAAUAGCUGAGGAGGAAGAGCAACGUCUGGGAAAGAAAAAAAAGGAGUAUUGGAGAGAUGCGAAUAGAGAAGACUGUUUCUCAGCCCUUUUUGCCAGAUUUUCAACAGACCACAACAAACUUGUGCAAUUUUCAUGGCAGUUGUCCAUGGGAACUCAUCCAAGGCACAUCGGAGCUGACCCUCCGGGGAGGUCCUGUUAGAUCGAGACUAAUACUUCAUUAACACCAAAGUAAGAGCGCACUUUUUCCGUCAAAUUUCAGCUGACUGCAGGACAACAUUUGGAAGGAUUAUUGCUGAAAGGGGAGCCAAAACCGGAAGCAGCAACUUGGAAAGCUAAGCUACUCCUUUCCUUUGUCCCCUGUUUGUUCCCUUGUCCAUUUUUGUGUGUUUUCUUGUUUUUCCAAACAUAUUCACUUCCUGCCAGCAAGGACUAAAACUUUCAUCUUCCAUCUGGAACGACAGUUUCAUCUUAUCAGGAGAGAAGAUUGAGCUUGACUGGAACGAAACACUCACAUAUCUCCCUGCCGAGGGCUUUUGUUUUUGCUGCAAGCAGAAGCAUUUUACCGUGGCGAUGGAGAUGGAGAAGGGACAUACGUCUAUUAGGAGAGGAGUGAGCUGGAGUCCAGGAGGACUGAGAAAACCUCUCCAGGCAACACAAAACAUGCAUACUCCUGGGACAGAGUGCAAUGCAUCACGGGAGACAACAGGAUUAAACAACGAACAGAUGAGCCGGAAAACAAAUCUGACCAGGAGCGCCAGUUUAUCAGACAAGGAGCUAAAGGAGGCUCGUGUCAGGAGUCAGAUCAUCGCUGCACAGCUCACCGUCCCUUCCAACUCCACCUCCAGAGGCGUGCAGCUCUUUAACCGGCGCAAGCAAAGGGUCAGCGCCUUCACGCUCGAAAGCUGUGGAGAGGGGUCAGAGGAGAGCAGAGCUGAGAAUGUGAAAACAAACCCCUCAUUUAACAAACUAACAUGGGCAGAGAGGAGCACUGAGGAAAAGGAUAGAGACCUGAACUUUAAGAAUAGCGCUACCAAUCCAGUCUUGUCACCACCUGGGAGAGUACAUUCAGUGGGUGGUAUCAUGGAGGAACAAGGUAAGGAUCUCUACAAGGAAGACGACAUGGAGGACAGUGUUAUCCAAGAGAGACAUUUCCUCCCUGUCAAGGAAGAGCAGGAGGGAGAUGAUAAUGCAAGAGAUAAAAUCCAUGAGGAGGACAAAGUCAAGGAUGAAAUUCCCCCUGGAAGUCAUUAUACUAAUCCAGUUCUGAUGGGGCAUGCUGAAGGUGAAGCAGAGAUAAAUGGGAGCCACACAGGGCCACUUCCCACUGGAAAGAUCCAUAAUGGCUGCCACAGUACCUCUGGACCUGAGAGGGUGUCUGUUACCACAUCCAAGCAGACAAGCACCAUCAUCAAUCGAACUGCCAGGCCCUUUUUCUCACCGCUGACAGUGCAGUCUCCAGAGGCAGUCAGCCCGGUCAUGGACAUUCCCCCUCCUCCUUCUUACAACACUCCUCCUCUCCCUGCUUUCACUGCUCCUCAACCUUUGGCGUUCUCACCUCCGCCUCCGUCAUAUCCCACACCUCCUCUACCGGCCUUUACAAGCCAACCCCCGCAGGCCUACUACUCCAGUCCACCUCCUAUGUCUCCUGUCAUGUCUCCUUCCUCCCCUCCACCAUCUCAGUUCCCUGUGUCUUCUGUAUCUCAGUACCCACCCAUGCCCCAUUAUGGCCCUCCCACAGCCCCAAAGCCCUCCACCUUCAUUCCUCAGCCUGCUGGAGAGAGGAUGCCAAUAGCACCAAUCAAAACAGGAAUACUUGAGGAGGGUGCUGCUAGAAGGGGAAGUAGGAAAGCAAUGUUCACAUUCAAAGAGAAGACAGUGGUGGCUCCGAACCCUGAGCUGCUCUCUCUGGUGCAGGGGGUGGAUGAAAGGAAGAAGCAAGGAUGUAGAUCUGUGCCUGAGCCAGCAUCCGAGGAAGAGUUGCUGGCGCUGGGUGCAGAGGCCUCCAACUUCCUCGCCAAGGAAGAGGACAGGGCAGAGGAGGCAAAAGCUCCAGAGUGGGCUUCCUGCCUCAAGACCUCCAGGACUCGUCCGAGGGCAGAGCACAGGCCAGAGCAGACCCUCACCAAUGUAUCAGGAAAGGGGGCUGAGCUGUUUGCCAAGCGUCAGUCCAGGAUGGAAAAAUACGUUGUUGAGAAGCAAAAUGCAGCACAAAUUAGGUCUCCUUCUCCCACCAUGUCUCUGCCACCAUCUUGGGUGUUUCCGUCAAACAUGCCUGGCAGAGUCAAGGCCAUUGCUAAAAACUCUGACAUGAGUGCUCAGCUUUCACAAACCCUAAAGACCCAACAAGCAGUCAAGCAAAAACCAAGGGGAAAAGCUCCAGCACCAGAGCCAAUUCCAGAGCCGCCUCCUUUAGAAAAUGGCUGCUCCAAGAUAGAGAUGGACCUGUCAAGGCACCAGCCCUACCAGCUUUCCUCUUCCCUCUUCAUCCUUAACCCAGUCAAGGACCCCAUUAGUACCCCACCCAGAAGAGCACCACAGUCCAAGAGCCUGAUAUCUACCCAGUCUUUCUCUAGACAGACUUCCUUACCUAAUAACGCUCCUUCUCACUACAGUACCCAGUGUAUGUCUCCACAGCUGCCUCUCAGCCCCACAAGAGAAGCAGAAUAUCCACCAAAUCCAGCCUAUGGGCAGCCAAGGAUCAGCUCUCCUAUGUCGGCCUUUUCUCCAGAGCGAGUGUCCUCUCCUCGGUCAGGGGUCCAGUCACCAAGGCCCACGUUUUCUGCCAAGAAGGCAGGGAUUGCCCCACAGACACCAAAGGAAUCCUCCCCAGUUGAAACCCCCAGUGAGACUCCCACGUCAACCAGGACGCCUAGACUCACCAGACGUUUCAACAGCCCAGAGGGCCCCGCCACUGGGACCUGGACUCCCAGCCUCCAAACUAAUCGGCCCUCCACCACCAUCUCUAGCCGCUCAGUUACUUCCCCUGUAUCCUCUCCCAGAGGUGCAAGAUGCCAAUCCCCUAUGGUCAGUCAGAAUAUCCAAUUUUCCCCGGUUACCUCCACUGCAGCAUCCAGAUCCUCUCAAACAUCUACAGCCACCUCUUCACGCUCUCUUCCUUGGGGUUCAAGGAGUCAGUCCCCAAUGGUGAGCCAGAAUACCCAUUCCUCCAGCAUCUCCUCCAUUCCUGGUUCCAAACUAUCACAAACGUUUAUGACUACUUCCCCUCUUUCUCCUCCUUGUGGUUCAAGAUGCCAGUCCCCAAUGGUCAGCCAGCAUACCCAAUUUUCCACUGUCACCUCAAUGUCCACGUCCAGACCCCCCCAAACAUCUACAGCCACAUCCCCCUCUCCUCCUUGGGGAUCAAGAUGCCAGUCCCCUAUUGUGAGCCAAAAUACCCAGUCUUCCAAAAUUUCCUUUGUUCCUACUUCCAAACCAACCCAAACAUCUACAGCCACAUCUCCUGUCUCUCCUCCUUGGGGCUCACGUUCCCAGUCUCCUGCACUUUCUCACACUUUAUCCUUCCCCGCCACUAAACCUCUGUACACAUCUUCUGCCACCUCUCCUGUUUCCCCACCCAAAGACAGUCGAUGCAUGUCUCCCAUUGUUAAUAACCCAGACUCUAAAGCCAACCAUCGCCUCCUGGCCAAGAACAUCAUCAAUGCAGCCAAACGUAAAAACAGCCCCUCCCCUGGAGCACUGAGCGGUCACAGCCUCCCCAUCUCCCCUCUGGGGAAUUCCCACCAUGGCUACGACUGUCACAAACCACCCAUCAGCCCUUUCCAGUCACGGGCAUUUGGGGCUCAGUCCCCUACCUUCACUAGCCCUCCUCCAACCCCAACGCAGAGGAUCUGCUCCCCUGUGAGGCUCUACAACACUCGCUCCCUCACUGACUCUGAUGCCUCUGUUGAGUCUGAAGACUCAGGCCUCCGAUCGCCUGGCCUGCACUCCUACAACACCUGUCCCCGCGGCUGGGGCGGUAGCCUGAGGGUGAAGAGAACCACCGUCUCCACUGAUCUGUGAGGGUGUUUCUGACAGGCAAUCAAGCAUGAAAUCAGUUUCAUAGACUUUUGGGGCAUUUGAUCAACCAGUAAAGGAGUUUGUGAUGGCAUUUCAUCAAACUAAUAGAAGAUACCCUUCUAUAACUUUGAAUACCGAUCCUGGACAAUGGUAAACGUUGUAUCAAGGUAGUAUUAGUAUUUUGUAUGACUCACAUUCAUAGCAUGGACUGACAAGAACAAGCUUUUUACAUAACGCAGUUGCUGUGGCUUGUACGCUUCUUACAUACCAUAAAGACUCAAAAUACAGUAGCCAAAGAUAUUACACGUUCUACACCUUUACAACAUACAUACAUUGACAGCCAUUGUUCCGGUUAAAUAGUGUUUAAGUAAAUCUGUUUUUAAUGUUAUUAAUGAAUCAUCAUUAUGUUUGCUGGUCUGACGCAAGUCCAAAUGGGAAGAGACUUAAAAAUGUUAAGGCAUAGAAGGGGCAUAUGGAAUGAAUAAUGUAUAAAUAUAUAUAGCUCAUUGCACUGUACAGUAAUUUGGCAUUAUCAUUGUAUUAGUAAAGGAUCAAAUUUAAGGAAUAUUGAUUUAGAUUAUACUGGGUAAAAUUAGUUAUUUUUCCAUGACAGAAGAAAAAACAGUGGUAGAUGGGGCACAUGCUAUUCACAUUAUCAUACAUGGUCACAGUAUUCACCACAGUUUAUUAUCCAUUUUAAUCAAUGGGAAAUACAUCAUAUGCAUAAUUAUCGCAGUGCAAUAUUCAAUUUAACACAGCUUAUGUUAUGUAUGUUAUAUGUUGCUUUAUGUACCGCAUUUGCUAAAACGAAUGUAAUCUUUACAGACAGAUUGACAGAGAAUGAGAUGAAGAGAUGAAGAGUUGUGUGUGGAGGUUCGAUGGGGCAUUGACGCACCUGUUCAAACACUGUUUCCAUGAUUCAGGAGAAAAAAAGAUUCCAAAGGUUUUUUUGCUGAAGUUUAAAUAUUGAUGAACAAUUCAAAGAACAAAUAUUAGCCGUCAACGUGCAAAUGAAAUGGCAUAUUGAUUGUAGUAGUCAUAUUGGAGGUUAAUGUUUGUAUGCCUAAGUGUUGUCGCUUUUGCUGACCACCUGUAAUGUCUUUCAUGAGGAACAGAUUAACAUAUUUUGUGCCUGUACUUAUUGUACAAAUUGCCUGUUUGGAUGAGGUUUAGGAGCAAAUGCGUAUGUACUGUAAGAGAAGGUACAACAAAGCAUUGUUGAAAAAAGGUUAGAAGAAUGUUGUAUGUUGUGAAGUAUUAAUCUAAGUGUUUUUGAGAAAAGAAUAAGAGGAAUGGAUUGUAUUUUAAAUACAUAUCUCUAAUGUACAUUCUCUUUAACUUCUGAAGUUUCUUUUUAUACUUGAUUUGCACUUCUGUUCAUUCCAUUUCAAUGGCUAAAUUGGCAUUGUUUAAAACUUGAUUUGCUCAAAAAGGUGUCAUUCACAAUAAAACCAGCAAAUAAUUAUCCUACUGUUAACAAUGAGAUCAUUCUUGCACAAUUCAAUACCUUGAUGGUGGCAAUUAGCUGUAAACCUGACUGUAGCCUUCAAACCACAUCUGGCUUUCUGUUUACACCAUUCUCAUUUUGCCCAGUCCUGUACCAGCACACACAACAGAGUAUCCCAUCACUCCUUGACAUCCAUGCCAGAAGCAUCAGCACAUUUUUCAAUAUUUACUUCUGUGUGUCUUUUGAGUGACAGGGACACCAGCUACAUGAUGACCUGGCUCCUUCAGCAGGAUUAAGUCUAUUACUGUCAUGGAUUGGUUUCAACCUGCGUCUCCUCUGGACAAACCAAACACAGCUGAAAUCCUCAAACACAGAACAUAAUCAUUGCAUUUUUUUUAGUUUUGCAAGCAGGAUUUUUCUGGUUCUGUGAUUGCAUGCCUGCAUUUUAUUUUCAAUACAGCUAAUUUUUCUCUCAAUUCAUAACUGUAUGAUGUAUGAAAAUGAAUGCUAAAUAAAGAGUGAUGGCACACCAAUUCAAAUAA